AGUGGCCAUGAGUUCAACCAUAGAGAGAAAUCAAGAAACCAGCAGCCAUAUCAUUCUUGAUGCUGGUGGCUUUUAUCCAUCUCUUCAAUGUCUCAUCAAAUAAAGAAAACCAGUAAUAGAAAGCAUAGAACCAGUUGCUUUCUGGGUUGUUUUGGAUUUUUAGUUAAGGAUGAUGAGGAGAAAAAGAUAUCUGGUGGCGUCAGUGGUGGUGGCGGAAAAGACGAAUAUGGUGGCCGAAGAAUUUCCCGGUAUUGGUUCAGAAGAAUGAAAAAACCGUCAGCUAAAACUGUUCCCGUGAACGUCGUCUCCAAAUUUGCCCCAAAGUUGAGGUCAAGCAAGGAAAUUCAUGUUCUUGACAAAGAUAUGAAUAUGUAUGCUACAAGUGAUCAUCCUCCGGCCGCGGCUGGUACUAAUCUCAACAUGGUUAUGGCAGCAGAACCUGAUCAAGUUGGCAUCCACAAAUCUAGUGAGGCCAUGACAGAUGAUAAUGGUGAGCACAUCAUCCUUGAAAAGAUCAAAAGUUUGGGUGGAGAAAAUGGGACAAUUAGAUACCAUGUUAGCCGGUCAAAAACUAGUCAGCAACUCUCAAAAUCAGUGGCUGGACAAGGAAUUUACGGGCGUGGAUCAAAUGAAAAUGAUGCAAAAUUUGGGUCACUCGUUGCGAUAUCAAUUCUAGUGGCAAUACUAGGAAUUAUGUUAAUUUGGGGCAAAUUAUGUGCCAUUCUUUGCACGGCCAUAUGCUUUUAUAUCAUCACUAGUUUUCGAACGCAGCAAGAAAAUGAAUUCGACAUGAAAAGGGAUUCAUCAAAGGAGUUUGAUGAAUCAAAUUUCAAGGAGUAUAAUAAGAAAGUCGUGUUCCAAGGAUUUCUUGAGCGAUCAAAUCAAUGCAAGUAAACUCAUCAACUUUUUUGGUAUUUUUGUAAGUAUGAAUUUGGUCUGUCAUUUGCAUAUAGUCAACUUUUAUUUUUUAUUAUUUUUUUCUUUCUCAA
Molecule: messenger RNA, 989 nt
Organism: Olea europaea var. sylvestris
Lineage: Eukaryota; Viridiplantae; Streptophyta; Magnoliopsida; Lamiales; Oleaceae
Exons: 2
Coding region: 88-894 (268 amino acids)
Source: RefSeq, a predicted model, not a curated record